This is a messenger RNA of Alternaria postmessia, 729 nucleotides long. RefSeq lists its product as uncharacterized. Gene Ontology annotation, cellular component: PAM complex, Tim23 associated import motor. Gene Ontology annotation, biological process: protein import into mitochondrial matrix. The record is from RefSeq and is a predicted model, not a curated record. The transcript has 2 exons. NCBI's taxonomy places the organism in Eukaryota, Fungi, Ascomycota, Dothideomycetes, Pleosporales, Pleosporaceae. The coding region runs from base 1 to 729 and encodes 242 amino acids.
AUGCUCACACGAAGUGCACUGUGCCCAGCGAGGGCCUUUGCCAGCCGAUUCUCGCCUGCCAUCCUCGCUCCCUCGUCAACUGCCGCCGCGACUUCCUUCUCCACAUGCACACGACCAAGCAGGCUCCGGCAACAACAACAGCGCAGCAGCCCGAUUCCUACCUCACGCACCACGUUCCCCAGCAGGCCGAUAGCACGACAUGCAUCAACUGCCCCCGCACAGCCCGUCGCCAACAACUCGCCCGGCGCACAACCCCAACUUACAUGGAACGCCUUCUUCGCCCUACGCCGCACGCGCCGGAGAAUCGGCCAGGCUUGCUCUGGAGUCGGCGCAGUAGGCGUGACAUACUUUGGUCUCACCACCAUGAUCAACAAUGGCUACGAUGCCACCCUUUCCGCCCAACUCGGUGGUUUUGACCCCUUCAUGCUCAUGGGACUGAGCACCUUGGGUAUGAUGGCCGUGGGAUGGCUUAUUGGGCCCAUUUUUGGUAACCAGGUCUUCAAUCUGGCUUACAGGGGUGUACUUGGCGAAUUCACACGGAAAGAUUCCGCCUUCUUCAACCGCAUCAAGCGCCACCGCGUCGAUCCUACCGCGUCCUCGCUGGCCAACCCGCCACCGGAUUACUACGGCGAGAAGAUUGGUAGCGUUGCUGGAUACAGGCGGUGGUUGAAGGACCAGCGUGCCUUCAACCUCAAGACGGGAAGGUACCGCGCAACCAAGGCUUUGUAG